Messenger RNA from Tyto alba (common barn owl), 2103 nucleotides. It is a transcript of the gene COXFA4L3, whose product is annotated as chromosome unknown C15orf48 homolog. The coding region runs from base 146 to 403 and encodes 85 amino acids. The record is from RefSeq and is a predicted model, not a curated record. Lineage: Eukaryota; Metazoa; Chordata; Aves; Strigiformes; Tytonidae. The transcript has 5 exons.
CGGGCGUCCCGCCUACGUGAGUUGGGGCACAGCCGGCGUUUAGGGGCGUUGCUGGGCGUAUAUAACGCGGGGAGCGCGGCGCUGGGGCCCCUGGGCAGCGCUGCCGGUCCUUCUCCGCUCUGACAGGUGCGCAGCAGCAGCGAAGAUGAACGCGAGCUUCUUCCAGAUCCUAAAAGCAAAAAAAGAACUCAUUCCCCUGGUUGGAGUAGUGACCUUUGCAGCAGUCGGGGCUCUCUCUUUUUCUGCCUAUUCCCUAACCAAAUCCGAUGUGAUCAUUAAUAAGAGUGGCAAUCCAGAACCAUGGGAAACUGUUGAUCCUAACAAGCCUCAAAAGCUAUUAACAAUCCAUCAGAAAUGGAAACCUAUAGAAGAGCUGGAAAAUGUCAGAAAGCUUACGAAGUGACAAGUUUCUGUUGCCUCAAAAAGGUACCCUAUGAAUCUAGUGGAAUCACUUCUGCACAAACUUGACUACUGAAAUCAGUGUGCGGAAAUGCUUCUGCUACAUUUUUAGGGUCUCCCUACAUUUUUUAGACUCUGGAUGAGGAGUUUCAUGUUGCUUUAGAAGUUGGCAUACAACAUCCCUAUAGUCCAAAAAUCUGUCUCAAAUAUUCAUUUUCAGUAAGCAUUUGAUGUCAGAUGUUGAAUAUUCAGAUGGUAAUUCUAGAUGGAAAAAGCCUUAACACUUUUUAUAGAAUUUUUGUUUUCUCAGAAUACAUUUAUUUUGUAAUUUUAUAUAUUUUUAAUAAAAUACAUUUAAAUUUUUUACAACAUUCUAUUUCAAUUCCAUAAAUGAAGAUUACCCAAAAGUCCUUCUAAAUUGGGAUUCCUGGUCUCUGUACUGUGUUUCAGUGCUGUGUACAGACCAAAUAGUCAUUACAGCCACAGGAUGUCUUUGUAUGGCAACAUAUGUGGUCAUAAAGUAUACUUGCAUUUCUUUUCUGUGUUAGAUGUGAUGACAAUCUGUCAAAACUAAUGUUCUACUGCUGGUACUAAAACUUACACAUGCGCUUACCCACUGAGGAGUCCAAUAGUUUAUUUAAGGCUACAUUUGAAACUGCAGGAUUAGAACAUAAGAAUUAAGCAUGGCUAAAAGGGAAUUGAACAUUAGAGAAUUUCUGUUGUAUGUAAAUAUUGUUCGUGUUUAAAUUCAGACAACGUUACUAGAGUUAGGAAACUUGCAUUAUCCAAAACUAAUUACAUAAUGUUAAUUUCUUCUUUUUGUGCAAGGUAGUUCAUGUGCAAGCUCAAAUAUACUGCACAGUUAAUAUUUUUAAACAUUUCUAGAUACAUGCUAUUAGGGACAUCUGCUUUAACAAAGAGAAAAUAACAAAUUAAAAUUGGGAAUGAUUCUAUGAAGAGAUAGUUCCUCUUUAAGUGUCUAUCUGUUUUCUAAUGGGUUGGCCAAGGCAAGAAUGUAAUGGGCAGACCCCCAGUAAAUUAAUGAGUCAAUGUAUGCAUCCAAUGUUAGAACAGUCCUUUUGUAGGUAUUUUUUGUAUGUGUCCCCUUCCAAGCGGUUUCACAAUAUAUUACAGUGUUUCUUUUACAACGGAUGUUCAGAAUGCAUAUUACUUUCUGUGAGGAAGAAAGCAAAAGUGAAACAACUGCUAAUUGGAAAAAGUCCCCCUAAGUGAGUUAUAGUGAAGUGCUUUAGGUUAGUCUGCUGAGCAAAGACAAAACUUUAGUAAAGCCGUCUCCUGAAUAUUAAGGUAGCUUUACUUCAGAAGCUUUGUUUUGUUUGGAUUUGUUGAUGCUGAGAAAAAAAGAAUGCUAUUUUAUCCCAUACUUGUGUGCAGAUGCAACUUAAAUGUUUAUCAAGCGAGCAUGACUCAUCAGCAUUUAUGUUCAAGAGUGAGAGGAACUAGACUACGGAAUACAUUCUUAGCUUUCAUUUUAAGGAAUGACAUUAUGGGAUGAUUGGAUAGCAUACAGCCACAAAAACCCAGUGAUCUGAGGAAUACAAGUUUUAAGUAUUUUAAUAGAGAAAUAUUUUAAAAUAUUUUAUGUAAGUUAUUCUGUAUUUCCAUAUUUUUACUGGACUGUAUCAAACAAAGUGCUGUACUCUGAGUUGAUGCAUGAAUUAAAUGAGUUUGUUCUUCAGUAAA